AGGCGACGACGACAUCGGUGAGGUCUCCUCACUCCUCUCCUCUCUCUCUCUCUGCUCUGCUUUGACCCCAAUUCCCAACACCCCUCCCCCUUCGCUUCGCUGCUCCCGAUUCCGGCAGCCUCGCGCCGCCGCCACAUUGAUGGUAAUAGUUGGAUCCGCCGCCUCCGCCGCAGCCGACGACGAUGGGACUCUGCUCCUCCUCCAGCGCCCGCCGGGACGCCGGCACACCCGGCGGCGGUAACGGCGCGGGGAACAAGGAUAACGCGGGGAGGAAGGGGAUCGUGGCGUGCGGGAAGCGGACGGACUUCGGGUACGACAAGGACUUCGAGGCGCGGUACGCGCUCGGGAAGCUGCUGGGCCACGGCCAGUUCGGCUACACCUUCGCCGCCGUCGACCGCCGCUCCAGCGAGCGCGUCGCCGUCAAGCGCAUCGACAAGAACAAGAUGGUUCUUCCUGUUGCCGUUGAAGACGUAAAGCGAGAAGUUAAAAUACUGAAGGCCUUACAAGGCCAUGAAAAUGUUGUACAUUUUUACAAUGCAUUUGAAGAUGAUAAUUAUGUGUAUAUUGUUAUGGAAUUAUGUGAAGGCGGGGAGUUACUUGACCGGAUACUAGCCAAGAAAGAUAGCCGUUAUAGCGAGAAAGAUGCUGCAGUAGUUGUGCGGCAAAUGCUCAAGGUUGCUGCUGAGUGCCAUUUGCAUGGUUUGGUUCAUCGGGACAUGAAGCCUGAGAACUUCCUCUUCAAAUCAACCAAAGAGGACUCAUCCCUCAAGGCUACAGAUUUUGGUCUUUCAGAUUUUAUAAGACCAGGGAAACACUUUCGUGACAUUGUUGGAAGUGCCUACUAUGUAGCACCAGAAGUGCUUAAGCGUAAGUCAGGCCCAGAAUCUGACGUUUGGAGUAUUGGCGUAAUAACCUAUAUUCUACUGUGUGGAAGACGACCUUUCUGGGACAAAACUGAAGAUGGAAUAUUUAAAGAGGUGUUGAAAAACAAGCCAGAUUUUCGUCGCAAGCCCUGGCCAAAUAUCACUCCUUGUGCUAAAGACUUUGUACAAAAGUUGCUUGUUAAGGAUCCCCGUGCAAGAUUAACUGCUGCUCAGGCAUUAUCACAUGAAUGGGUGAGAGAAGGAGGACAGGCAUCUGAUAUACCUCUAGAUAUAUCUGUAUUACAUAAUAUGCGUCAGUUUGUAAAAUACAGUCGGUUUAAGCAAUUUGCUUUACGGGCGUUAGCUUCUACACUAAAUGCAGAAGAGUUGUCUGAUCUUCGUGACCAGUUCAAUGCCAUUGAUGUUGACAAGAAUGGAACAAUUAGUCUGGAAGAACUGAAGCAGGCUCUUGCAAAGGAUGUUCCAUGGAGAUUAAAGGGUCCACGUGUUUUAGAGAUUGUUGAGGCAAUUGACAGUAACACAGAUGGAUUAGUUGAUUUCGAAGAGUUUGUUGCUGCAACAUUACAUGUGCAUCAGCUAGUGGAACAUGAUACUGAGAAGUGGAAAUCAUUGUCUCAAGCUGCAUUUGAUAAAUUUGAUGUUGACGGAGAUGGCUAUAUCACAUCUGAUGAACUGAGAAUGCAAACAGGACUGAAAGGUUCUAUUGAUCCCCUCCUGGAGGAGGCUGACAUUGACAGAGAUGGAAAAAUAAGCCUAGAUGAAUUUCGCAGGCUCCUGAAAACUGCAAGCAUGAGUUCACGCAAUGUACAAACUCCGAGGAGUGUUCACAGAUCGUAGCUUUUCAUAGCUGUGCACACUUCACAAAAGUGAACAAAGGGCAGUCAUUGUUGUAAUAUUUUUCAUCGACACGUGUAAUCAAAAUUGUUGCCAGAAAAGCUCUUGAUGUAAAUUAAUAUGGACAUGUAGGACUGAAGCUAGCCAGCUAAUCUGUAGAUGUGCCUCGAGAAAUUAAACGUUGUCUUGCAUACGUUUGUGUGAAGGAUGACCUAUUCAUCCCUCCCCCCUCAUAUUUGGGUAGAAUUCAGCUUCAAAAAAAAUAUUGGGUUAAUUGGAUA
Molecule: messenger RNA, 1999 nt
Organism: Oryza sativa Japonica Group (Japanese rice)
Lineage: Eukaryota; Viridiplantae; Streptophyta; Magnoliopsida; Poales; Poaceae
Source: RefSeq, a predicted model, not a curated record